Lotus japonicus is the source of this 2108-nucleotide messenger RNA. Its product is annotated as U-box domain-containing protein 15. The coding region runs from base 45 to 1982 and encodes 645 amino acids. Gene Ontology annotation, biological process: protein ubiquitination; cell surface receptor signaling pathway. Gene Ontology annotation, cellular component: nucleus; cytoplasm. Gene Ontology annotation, molecular function: ubiquitin-protein transferase activity; protein binding. NCBI's taxonomy places the organism in Eukaryota, Viridiplantae, Streptophyta, Magnoliopsida, Fabales, Fabaceae. The transcript is spliced from 4 exons. The record is from RefSeq and is a predicted model, not a curated record.
CUUUGACAACAAAGAGAGACAUGCAUGGCAUACGCGAGUGAACCAUGGCGAUGGAAGACAACGGCGAUGAUGGAGAACGGCCCGAGUCCUCAUCGGACGAGUCAACACGGCCGGAAUCGGAGGACGAACCCGGCGUCGCGGAGGUGGAGGAGGUGCAGCGAGUCAUCGAAUCGGUGGUUCAAUUCGGCGAGUACCGGAGGACGCAGCGGAAGGAGUCUCACAACCUCGCGCGGCGUUUCAAGCUCAUGCUUCCUCUCAUGGAAGACCUCCGUGACCUUCAACCUCCCGUUCCUGAAAACGGCGUCGUUUGGUUGGUGAAUCUCAGGGACGCGCUUCUCUGUGCUAGGGACUUGUUGAGAUUGUGCAGCCAAGGAAGCAAGAUCCAUCUCGCAUUGGAGAGCGAGGCGGUUAUGAUAAGGUUUCAGAAUGUGUAUGAAAAAUUGAGCCAAGCGUUUGAUGGUGUUCCUGCUGAUGAAUUGGGUAUCUCAGAUGAGGUCCAAGAACAGCUUGAGUUAAUGCACGUGCAACUCAGGCGAGCCAGAAGAAGGACCGAUACACAGGACAUAGAACUUGCAAUGGAUAUGAUGGUGGUGUUCUCUGAUGAGGAUGACCGCAAUGCUGAUAGUGCUAUUGUUGAGAGGCUGGCAAAGAAGCUGGAGCUUCACACUGUUGAGGAUCUUGAGGUAGAAACAGUGGCUGUUAGGAACCUUGCUACAGAAAGAAAAGGGCAACAGGCUGAUAGUACCCAACGGAUAAUUAAACUUCUAAACAAGUUCAAACAAAUUGCAGGCAUGGAAGAAAGCAAUGUCAUUGAUGAUCCUGUCAUGCCCAAGAUGCUUGGAAGGAGCACCUCUCUGGUCAUUCCUCAUGAGUUUCUAUGCCCAAUAACACUAGAAAUCAUGACCGAUCCUGUUAUUGUUGCCAGUGGACAGACAUAUGAAAGGGAAAGCAUAGAGAAGUGGUUUGAAUCCAGCCAUAACACCUGCCCAAAGACAAGACAACCUCUGGCUCACCUACAACUAGCACCAAACUGUGCCUUAAAGAACUUGAUUGAGGAGUGGUGUGAGAGCAACAACUUCAAACUUCCUAAAAAAUACACUGCAGCUCAAGAAAGCUGUCCCAUUGAGAACAAAGAGGAGAUCCCAUCUUUGGUUGAGAGCCUCUCUUCCAUUCACUUGGAGGAGCAGAGAAAGGCGGUGGAGAAGAUUCGUAUGUUGUCAAAGGAAAACCCUGAGAACCGGGUUUUGGUUGCUGAGCAUGGAGGAAUACCACCACUAGUACAACUAUUAUCCUAUCCAGACUCAAAAAUACAAGAGCAUGCAGUGACAGCACUUUUAAAUCUUUCAAUUGAUGAGGGUAACAAGAGACUCAUAUCCACAGAAGGGGCAAUUCCAGCUAUUAUAGAAGUGUUGGAGAAUGGAAGUGCUGUGGCUAAAGAAAAUUCAGCUGCAGCUUUAUUCAGCUUGUCAAUGCUUGAUGAGCUUAAAGAGAUGGUGGGUUUAUCAAAUGGGAUUCCACCAUUGGUUGAGUUGUUAAGAACUGGGACAGUUAGAGGGAAGAAAGAUGCUAUUACAGCACUUUUCAACUUGUCUCUAAGUCAUGCAAACAAAGGUAGGGCCAUUAGAGCUGGCAUUGUGCCACCUUUGCUUGCUCUGCUCAAACAAACAAACUUGGGCAUGAUUGAUGAAGCACUCUCCAUUUUACUUCUUCUUGCAUCAAAUCCAGAUGGAAGACAAGAGAUUGGAGAGCUCUCCUUCAUUGAAACUCUUGUAGAGUUCAUCAGAGAAGGAACCCCCAAGAACAAGGAAUGCGCAGCUUCUGUUCUGCUUGAGUUGUGUUCAAAUAACUCAUCGUUUAUACUGGCAGCACUUCAGUUUGGAGUUUAUGAGCAUUUGGCUGAGAUCAAAGAAAGUGGAACAAAUAGAGCACAGAGGAAAGCAAAUGCUAUCUUAGAGCUCAUAACCAGGAGUGAACAAAUUUAAUUAUCUUGCUUUCUCAAUGUAGGUACAAAUCUUUUUUUUUUCAUAGUAAAUUAAUUAUACUGAUUCUUUCACAAUUGUUGAUGUACAAAGUACAGUUAAAAAGUGUAAUUAAAUUCAUUAUAACUA